This is a messenger RNA of Malania oleifera, 1409 nucleotides long. RefSeq names its product protein IRX15-LIKE. The transcript has a single exon. Gene Ontology annotation, biological process: xylan biosynthetic process. The coding region runs from base 251 to 1207 and encodes 318 amino acids. NCBI's taxonomy places the organism in Eukaryota, Viridiplantae, Streptophyta, Magnoliopsida, Santalales, Ximeniaceae. The record is from RefSeq and is a predicted model, not a curated record.
AUUAAUGCAGCUAAUGUCAACUUCACAAUUAGGCAUCUCCAUCGACUAUUGCUUCAACCAUAUUGCAUCUCUCUCUCUCUCUCUCUCUCUCUCUCUCUCUCUCUCUCUCUCUCUCUCUGUGGUUGGCCCAUUCCAUCUUUAAGUCCAACUCCACCCUCCUUCCUCCUCUUCAAAAUCUCCAUUUCUCCUCCACUCUGCAAACCAGGAGAGAGAGAGAGAGGCAAUAUCUCAUUUCUAGCUAGCUCUGAAAAUGAAGAACGUCAACAACAACACAAAACUCAUCCUGCUCCACCCCUACAUUCAGAAACAAGGAAGCUCCAACCGCCUCUGGCUCAUUGCCUUUAUCUCCUGCCUCACCAUCGCCUUCCUCCUCACCCUCAUUUACACCCGCGAAUCCAUCUCCAUUCCCAUCCCUAUCCCCAUCUCUACCACCCCCGCCGCCGCAACUACCGCCGCAGCCACCUCCGCCUCUGCCACGCCCUCCAAUUCCCCGUUGCCCAAAGCCGUGGCCAGCGCCCUCCUCCACUACGCCUCCACCUCCAACGCCACCGGGCGCAUGUCCCACGACGAGCUCAAAACCAUCUCCGCCGUCCUCCGCCAGUGCUCCUCCCCCUGCAACCUCAUCGUCUUCGGCCUCACCGCCGAAACCCUCCUCUGGCGCGCCCUCAACCACAACGGCCGCACCGUCUUCAUUGACGAGAACCGCUACUACGCUGCUUACUUCGAGGAGAAGCACCCGGAGGUGGACGUGUACGACGUGCAGUACACCACCAAGGUAAGAGAACUGAAGGAGCUGCUGUGGUCGGCGAAGGAGCAGAUCCGGAACGAGUGCCGGCCGGUGCAGAACCUGCUGUUCUCUGAGUGUAAGCUGGGACUCAACGACCUCCCCAACAACGUGUACGAGGUGGAGUGGGACGUGAUUCUGGUGGACGGACCGAGGGGGUACUGGCCGGACGCCCCCGGCAGGAUGUCGUCGAUCUUCACCGCCGGCGUCCUGGCGAGGAGCAAGAAGGGGAACUCGAAGACGCACGUGUUCGUGCAUGACUACAGUGGGGAGGUGGAGAGGGUGAGCAGCGAGGAGUUCUUGUGCAGGGAGAACCUCGUGGAGUCUAAGGAAAAUCUUGGUCAUUUCGUUCUCGAGAAGAUGGACGAGAACACUUUCCAGUUCUGUCGGAACAGUACGUCGUCGUCGUCGUCGACGUCGUGAUUGCCAUUAACUGGUGGGGAAAUGUCGAAUGGUACAGAAAGGUUGUUCGAGGUGGUUAUUUAUGGCCAAUCAUUCUUUUGAAUUAAUCUUUCUCUUUUGCCUUCUUUUGGCGGGGCGGGGGCUUGUUAAGAAAAUUUCAAAAUAAUAUUGUUUUGCAGCUGCGAGUAAAAUGGCACUUGUUAAUGAAAUCAAAUGUUCUUUU